UCCGCUAAAAUUGUUUCAAUAUCAGAAAUACACUUUUAUUCCAGAUGGCGCCAAUUGGACCACAAAAGAAGAGGAGCAGAAAGAAAACAUAAUGAAGCACAAUUAACGAUUGCAUUGAAAUAGGUUGGUUUCACGUGACGUCAAGCUGCUGCAUCGCGAGAGCGCGAAAUUCAGAUGGAGGGCAGGAAGUAAAAUAGCUGAGGAUCUUCCAGUGCCGACGGAAAAAAUGCCAAUGUUUUGUGUAGUUUACGGAUGCUCCAAUCGUUCAAAUCGAGAAAAGGGAAAGGGAUUUUACAGAGUACCAAAGAUUGUCACUCAUAAAGGUGAGAAAUGUAAAAAGCUCACAGAAGAACGCCGUAAAAAGUGGAUUUUUAACCUACGUCUGCGGUCGGGAGGAGCAGAGUCUGUUAAUGCCCGUGUCUGCAGCGACCACUUCGUCAGAGGCAGCCCUAGCGCUUUGGGUGACGUUGAGUCGGUAGAUUGGGCUCCGACGGUCAACCUUGGGUACCAAAAAACUAAACCCAAAUCUGAGGCGUCUCUUAAACGAGAGCAGAGGAUGAAGCUCAAGGAAGACCAACAAAAACGGUCGGAAUGUGCAGAGGCUAUGUUAGAUCUGACACAGACAGAUGAGAGCCCAGAUCUGACACAGACAACCGAAAGCUCCAAACCGCAGCAGCCAGCUGACAACAACCCACAAUCAGAGGGGAUCAGUGGGAAUGGGACACUAAAUGAUCAAGGUUAUGUAGAUGCCGGAUGCCAGACUGAGCUAACAAUGGAUGACAUUGAGAAGAUGGAGGAUGUUCAGAGACAAAACACAACAGAGCUGGGAGAUCUUCGAGCCAAAGCAAUGGACACACAGUUCAACAAGGAGUCUUUUGAAAAAAACGAAGACAAGACAAGGUUCUACACGGGGCUCCCCAACUUCUUAGUUUUAAUUCAGAUUUUUGAGCUGUGCAAACCCUACAUCAGCUGUGGUCCUAUGUCUGUGCUGUCUAAAUUUGAACAGUUCAUUUUAGUUUUGAUGAAGCUGAGACUAAAUCUCCCGCUGAAAGAUUUAGCUUUCAGGUUCAAAAUCUCUCUGCCAACUGCUUCUAGAGUUUGGCAUAAAGUAAUAGACAUACUUCAUGAAAGGUUGGAAUUUCAAAUUGAGUGGCCAGAGCGACAUGUUCUUCAAGCUACAAUGCCAAUGGGAUUCAGACAGGCAUUUGGAUGUAAAGUUGCUGUGAUAGUUGACUGUUUCGAAGUUUUUAUUGAGAAGCCCUCUAAUUUACUAGCUCAAGCACAAACGUGGUCAAACUACAAGCAUCACCAUACUGUAAAAUUUCUGAUUGGUGUUGCACCCCAAGGCUAUGUCACUUACAUAUCUUGUGCCUGGGGAGGGAGAGUCAGUGAUAAACAGAUCAGGAUAGAGAGUGGCCUCCUAAAAAACCUGUUGCCUGGAGAUAUUGUCCUAGCAGACCGUGGGUUCAAUAUUGGUGAUAGUGUGGGAUUUUACUGUGCUUCACUACAGAUACCUGCAUUUACCAAGGGGAGAAAACAGCUGUCAGCGUAUGAGGUGGCAGACACAAGAAAAAUAGCAAAUUUGCGUAUUCAUGUUGAGAGAGUUAUCGGUUUAGUCAGAAGAAAAUAUCAGAUUCUGCAAAGCAGGGCUAUGCCCAUAGAGCACAUGGCAACAAAACAAGGUGAGGCACUAGCAUUGAUUGACAAGAUUGGGGUUAUUUGCUGUGUCUUGUCUAAUCUGUCGGAGUCUGUUGUCCCAUUGGAGUGAGGGAUAGGGAUAAUAAUAAGUCACUCCAGUACCUGAGCCCUCACACAUGUAGUGUCCAAUACCUGAUCCCUGCUUCUUGGCUCUGAUGAUAAGAGGACAGGGAAAUACUAGUGAAAUACUAGUGACUAGGGCUAGUGACUAGUCCAAUUGUACUGGCUAGAUGUAUUAUAUGUAAUAAAAUGGAUUCUAAUCUGUUAUUGCACACCAUGUUCUUAUAAUAACAAUUGUUGAAAAAUGUAAUCUUGUAAAUAAACCACCAUUUAUAAUUCUGUCA
Triplophysa dalaica is the source of this 2042-nucleotide messenger RNA. RefSeq lists its product as uncharacterized. The coding region runs from base 227 to 1768 and encodes 513 amino acids. The record is from RefSeq and is a predicted model, not a curated record. Lineage: Eukaryota; Metazoa; Chordata; Actinopteri; Cypriniformes; Nemacheilidae. The transcript is spliced from 3 exons.